AAAAUUCAUCCCACCAAAGAAUUUAAGAUCACGUGACACUGUACCUGAACUGACAAUCUGACUCUACAUUCAGAGGUAAGAGAAAUAAACGAGAGUAAGAAUAAGGCAUAAUGUAAUACAGCAAUAUUCAACCCCCGUAACCCCCCAACCCCCCAUACAAAUCCAACAACGUACACCGAAGAACAAAAAGCAACUCCAAACUUAUGUCAGUGAUCAGCGACAUCCCCACCAGAUCAAAUGACGCAACCCCCGCCAACGGCCAAACCGGCUGAGUCCUCCAUUAUCUUACCUCCUACAACUCCAACUACUCAAUCUCACUCUACGCCUGAAAAAAAUGUCUCCGAGGUGCUUCAUCAUCCGCCACGGCGAAACCGAAUGGUCUCUCAAUGGCCGACACACGGGAAUCACGGAUCUACCCCUCACGGAGAACGGUGAGAAGCGUAUCAAGGCAACCGGGAAGGGGUUGGUGGGUGAUGACCGGCUGAUUGUUCCUAAGAAAUUAGUUCAUGUCUAUGUCUCUCCCCGCUCCCGUUCUCAACGAACUCUGGAGCUCCUGGAAAUCGGCUGUCGAGAAAGACUUCCCUGGACAGAGCGCAGGAAAUCCGAGAGCGAAGAGGCCAUCCGGACAGAAGCCAAGGUCGAGGUUACAGAGGCCGUCCGGGAGUGGGAUUAUGGCGACUAUGAAGGAUUGACAAGCAAACAAAUCAAGGAGAUGAGGGCACAGAACGGACAGGAACCGUGGGAUAUCUGGCGAGAAGGAUGCCCUGGUGGAGAGUAAGUGCCACUACAGACGCAACAAAAACCAUUGAAAAUGGGGAUAUUUUUGAAUUGUGAGAGCCACCUGCUAAACCAUAUCUGAAUAGGUCCCCCGAAGAUGUCAUUCGUCGUCUCGACGCCGUCAUUGCCGAUAUCCGGUCGAGAUUCCACAGCAAAUGUUUCGAUGGGUCCUCUGAAAACGGGGACGUCCUCAUCGUCGCUCACGGCCAUAUCUUGCGCGCGUUCGCCAUGCGCUGGACCGGAAAGCCAUUGUCGGAUACCUCGCUGAUCUUGGAGGCUGGCGGUGUGGGAACACUCAG
Aspergillus wentii DTO 134E9 is the source of this 1076-nucleotide messenger RNA. RefSeq lists its product as uncharacterized. NCBI's taxonomy places the organism in Eukaryota, Fungi, Ascomycota, Eurotiomycetes, Eurotiales, Aspergillaceae. Bases 335 to 778 code for a protein of 147 amino acids. The transcript has 2 exons. Gene Ontology annotation, molecular function: sedoheptulose-bisphosphatase activity. The record is from RefSeq and is a predicted model, not a curated record. Gene Ontology annotation, biological process: ribose phosphate biosynthetic process.